Prosopis cineraria is the source of this 900-nucleotide messenger RNA. Its product is annotated as aquaporin NIP2-1-like. Lineage: Eukaryota; Viridiplantae; Streptophyta; Magnoliopsida; Fabales; Fabaceae. Gene Ontology annotation, biological process: transmembrane transport. Gene Ontology annotation, molecular function: channel activity. The coding region runs from base 1 to 900 and encodes 299 amino acids. The transcript is spliced from 5 exons. Gene Ontology annotation, cellular component: membrane. The record is from RefSeq and is a predicted model, not a curated record.
AUGUCGAGAACGAGUCAAAACAUGCGCAGCUUGAAUACUGAAACAGAUCAGCCGGAAAGCUCUGGUACCCAGAAGCACUAUGCUGGUCGUCUUUGCAUUGCAAGACUUGCAGAAAAUUACCCUCCUGGUUUUCUUAGGAAGGUAUUGGCAGAGAUAAUUGGGACAUAUCUGUUGGUGUUUGUGGCAAGUGGGACGGCUGCACUGAGUGCAUUUGACGAGCAGAAAACAUCAAGACUAGGAGCUGCGCUUGCAGGAGGAUUCAUUGUGAUGGUGAUGAUUUAUGCCAUCGGACACAUCUCCGGGGCCCAUAUAAACCCAGCAGUCUCCUUAGCUUUCGCCGCUCUGGGCCAUUUUCCAUGGAAACAGGUUCCGUUUUACGUGGGAGCUCAAAUGACAGGAGGCAUUUCGGCCUCUCUUACGCUGCGGCUAUUAUUGCAUCCUAUAAAAGAGCUUGGAACAACUUCACCUUCUGGAACAGAUGCUCAAGCUCUGGUCAUGGAAGUCUUGGCUACUUUCACUCUCAUGUUCGUGAUUUGCGCCGUCACAACUGAUGCAAAAGCUGUUCGAGAGCUGGCAGGAGUUGCAAUAGGCAUUUCAGUGUGCAUAGCAGGCAUCCUUGGAGGACCAAUAUCAGGGGGAUCGAUGAACCCAGCAAGAACAUUUGGUCCUGCAAUAGCAAGUGGAUCCUAUAAAGGAAUUUGGGUCUAUCUGGUUGGACCAGUCGUUGGGGCCAUUUUAGGGGCAUGGUGUUACAGUAAUAUCAAGGAGAAUGAUAACUCUGCUACUUCUUCCCCCGUUAAACUACAUUCGUUUCUAUUCAAGCUACGCUCCAUGAAUAAGGAAACAGAGAAAGUUGGUGGGAAAGACGAUCCACACGUCCUGCGCGCGAACAGUGUUUAA